AUGUCAUCAUCAUCCGAGGCAGUCGCAUCAAUCGGGGGAAAAGUAGCGCAUCGUUUGCAGGUGUUUUUUAGCAACCGCCACGUGGUUGGCCGAGUCGUUCGACCGGCGGACGGGCACAUCGUCGCUUCGGCGUCCACGUUAGAGGAUAGGACGAGGAUCGCGAGGAGGAAGAUAGGAGACGAAGAAAAUAAUAAUAGUAAUAGUAGUAGCACUGAUGAUGAGAACAAGAGCAACCCAACAGAACAAAAAGCAGAGGGAAGAGAAAGACUCGCGUCGACGUCGGAUAAAAGCGCGUGUAAACACAUCGGGAAACUCUUAGCCGAACGAUUGAAGAAAAUCCAGUUAGAUGCGAUCAAUUUCGAAGGCUUACAAUCGAGCACGUCGAAAAAGAACGAAAAAUACAGCGGGCGACGCGCGAGUUUCCAGCCGAAGAGGAAACGGUUCGGCGGGAAGCUCUCCGCGCUUCUGGAAAGUUUAAAAGAAAACGGCGUUGAAAUUCACUAG
Molecule: messenger RNA, 504 nt
Organism: Bathycoccus prasinos
Lineage: Eukaryota; Viridiplantae; Chlorophyta; Mamiellophyceae; Mamiellales; Bathycoccaceae
Exons: 1
Coding region: 1-504 (167 amino acids)
Biological process (GO): translation
Cellular component (GO): ribosome
Molecular function (GO): 5S rRNA binding; structural constituent of ribosome
Source: RefSeq, a predicted model, not a curated record